Messenger RNA from Camelina sativa (false flax), 831 nucleotides. The record is from RefSeq and is a predicted model, not a curated record. NCBI's taxonomy places the organism in Eukaryota, Viridiplantae, Streptophyta, Magnoliopsida, Brassicales, Brassicaceae.
AUGAAACGAUUUUUCAAACCGGUUUCUGGUUCAACGUCCAACACCAAUGUCGAUGAUUUGUCAUGGGAUCCUGCUGAGAGGAAAGAGAUAAUGAGUUAUCAUCCGAAUGAAAGAGACGAGAUAAGACGCAAAUAUCUUGUUAGAGGUCCAUGUCAACCUUAUGAUCAUCCUUUUAAGAAAACAAAGAUGAGUAAUGCAAUGAGGCGAUUUAAUCCAGCUUGGUUUGAGAAGUAUGAAGGGUUUUGUAACUGGAAUAAGCCUGAUAGGUUAGACAUUCAUAUGGGUAAAUCAUCCAACAGUUCUCACUGUUGUGCUGCUGAGAAAUGUGAUAACUUGAUGAAGCAAGGUCAGUCUAUCGUGCAUGCCUUGUUUAAUCAAGAUAAUGUGGGGAAGAAAGAGUAUCACAUUCGUUUAAAUGUUUCAAUUGAUGUUUCCAGAUAUUUGUUGAGACUAGGAUUGUCUUUUCGUGGUCAUGAUGAGUCAGAAGAAUCUGCCAAUAGAGGAAAUUUCUUGCAACUCAUGAAAUACACAGGAGACAAAAAUGAUGCUAUAAAACAAAUGGCUAUUGUAUUCCGAUUUGUUGAUAAGAGCGGAGCAGUGAAAGAAAGGUUUAUUGGAGUUGUUCAUGUAAAAGAAACAUCAUCUGCAUCUUUAAAGUCUGCUAUUGAUAAUUUGUUUGCUAAAUACGGGUUGAGCUUGAAAAGGCUACGAGGACAAGGCUAUGGUGGAGCAAGCAACAUGAAGGGGGAAUUUAAUGGCUUGAGAGCAUUGGUUGUUAGAGAAAACAGUGCUGCUUAUUAUUUGGAGCUUCUUGCAAAAGGCAAGAUAUGA